This is a messenger RNA of Psilocybe cubensis, 1047 nucleotides long. RefSeq lists its product as uncharacterized. Gene Ontology annotation, molecular function: zinc ion binding; SUMO ligase activity. Gene Ontology annotation, biological process: protein sumoylation; double-strand break repair via homologous recombination. Gene Ontology annotation, cellular component: Smc5-Smc6 complex; nucleus. The transcript has 6 exons. The record is from RefSeq and is a predicted model, not a curated record. Lineage: Eukaryota; Fungi; Basidiomycota; Agaricomycetes; Agaricales; Agrocybaceae. Bases 1 to 1047 code for a protein of 348 amino acids.
AUGCCCGUUGCCACUUCUUCGCGUCGUAAGCCCACUUCACGCAGGCUAAACUCUGAAGAUAUUGAAGACGUCCGAAAUACUCAAGCUUCCCGGAAAACUGAUGACGUUAGCGACGCUGAAGAUCGUCCAAGAACCGGAAAGAAAGUUUCAGUCAAAAGGGAAAAAGAUCUCCGGCGACGAUCCAAUGGAAAACAAAGAGCAGACCCUGAAGCUGAGGAUGAGAAUGAUGAGGAUGAGGACGACCGUAUAGACGUGGAGAAUUUCCCAGACCAGCCAUUGCGUAGAGACGAUUUACAAAAGCUUCAAGGUCUUUCAAAGGAAUGGAUAACCAUGAGAGAUAGAGUAAGUAAAAGAAGUGAAUUAUACGAAGAAGUAGCAGCGGCUAUGGUGGGUGCAGGAGAGAAAGAUGUAGCUUCAUCAAAGGAGUUGCAAAAGUUGGACAACGGUGUGAAAGAAUUUAUGGAUGUAGUGGCUGAAAUGAACUGCUAUGCCCAAUCUUUGGAUGCCCUAUAUCAAAAAGCCAUGUCAGGGACAGAAAUCAGAAAUGCUCUUAGUCAGUACAAAGCUGGUGUUGAGGAACGUAAGGAUGAGUAUGCCAGCAAAACAACGCGACAAAAAUACUUGAAUAAAGUUACACCAACUAUGUAUUCCGACUUCCACUUAGCAAUCUGGAAUGCAAAUAAUCCCGACAACCCCAUGCCCCCACUAACAGAAAUGAUACCCAAAGAGGAUGGUGAUGAUUCAGGUUCCGAUGACGACGUUGAAAUGGGCGGAGUCACUCAAAACUACAACUGUCCUAUAACAUUGACUCUACUAGAAAACCCUUGCACCUCACGCAUAUGUGGUCAUAGCUUCUCUGCAUCCUCUAUAAAAGACCAUUUCAGAUCUGGCCCUUCAACAAAGAAAUGUCCGGCAGCGGGAUGUAAUCAAACGUUCAAAUUAGAUGACUGUCAACCUAACAAAAAGCUCGCCAAGGCAGUAGAGACCUACAAACGACUGAAAAAAGUGAAUGAACGAGUUGAUGACGCGGAAGAAGUUGUCGACUGA